Dendroctonus ponderosae (mountain pine beetle) is the source of this 879-nucleotide messenger RNA. Its product is annotated as RNA-binding protein pno1. Gene Ontology annotation, molecular function: RNA binding. The coding region runs from base 162 to 824 and encodes 220 amino acids. The transcript is spliced from 2 exons. Gene Ontology annotation, cellular component: nucleolus. The record is from RefSeq and is a predicted model, not a curated record. Lineage: Eukaryota; Metazoa; Arthropoda; Insecta; Coleoptera; Curculionidae.
GGCGAUUUAAGGUCAAAUCGUCAAAAGGAAGAACUGACAGCUGUUGUCUAUCAUUAGCAUUACUUGUCUUCAUCUAUGUCAUUAGCAACUUAUUAGCUUAUUUUUGUGGUAAUUUGUGGACGCUUUUUUUGUUGUUAGUUGUAGUUGUAGUUGCGCUUACAAUGGCUGAAGUUCAAUGUGUAAGAAAGCGCAAAUUUAAACCAAUGGAAGUGGACACGUGCGAUGUGAGUGAAGGAGCAAAUUCCAAGCGGAUUAAGCGUGCCAGAAACAAAGUUUCAGCCAAGAAUGAAAACAUGCGGAAGAUUCCGGUACCAUAUCAUAGGUACAGUCCGAUGAAAGAAAACUGGCUGAAACUGUUCACACCAAUUGUAGAACAUCUGCACCUCCAGAUCAGAUUCAACCUGAAAAGUAGAAACGUGGAAAUCAAAACCAGCCCUCAGACGAAAGACAUUGCUAAUUUACAGAAGGCUGCCGACUUUGUAAAGGCUUUUAUGGAUGGGUUCGAGGUGGACGACGCCCUGGCCCUGCUUCGACUCGACGAUCUUUUCGUCGAAUCUUUCGAAAUCAAGGAUGUGAAGACGUUGAAGGGCGACCAUCAGUCAAGGGCGAUUGGGCGACUAGCUGGAAAAGGGGGCCGCACAAAAUUCACGAUCGAAAACGCCACUAAAACGAGAAUAGUGUUGGCUGACUCCAAAAUCCACAUUCUGGGCAGUUUCCAAAACAUCCAACUGGCCAGGAGGGCCAUUUGUAAUUUGAUUUUAGGAUCUCCUCCCUCAAAAGUCUAUGGCCAUCUCAAGAAUGUGGCAUCAAGAGUGUCCAAUUAAACAUAGUACAUAUAUACUUUAGGCUAACUAUGAAUAUAAAGCUUGUUACCAAGAA